AUGUCAGCUGCCCCCACCGCUCGUCCCGCGCGGGAGCAACCCCUUGAGAACCGCGCGUCUGUCCUGCGGGCAUCUAUCUUGGAAAGCGCACUUGAGCUCGGUGUCGGUACCAACUGCACUGUAACGAAGUGGAUCUUCAGCCCUGUAGACGAGGGAAGUGAAGAUAUCGACACCGAGCCCGGUGCUGGAAUUAUCCCUUCUCAUGAGUCAGCAGGCAAGGUUGUCGGCUCAGUGGGCCAAGCAUCCUCGUCAAUAUCUCGCAAUGGGUCCGCCAUAGCAGCUUCCGACGCGACACAACGCAUUCAUUUCGACCUGAGCGCUACCCCGGAACCGCGCACCAUAUCACCUUUUCCGCCCAGUCCGCGCAAUGGGAGAUUGCGCCGACUAUGGUCUAAUGGAUCGGACAGUGAUGGAGGGUAUUUGAGUGAUAGCGGCAAGAGCAAGAAGGACAAGAAGAAGGAUAAGAAGGCGAAGAACAAGAAGAAGGACAAAGAGGACGGGGAUGGCACGGAGUACGAAAGCGAUGGGGGGUACUUCUCGGAAGCGAGCAGAACGCAGCGUAAGAAGAGCAAGGGCGAAAAGAAGUCGAAGGCGAAGGCAAGUGCCACCGACGCGCCCGCAACGGAUUACGAGACGGACGGCAGCACCGGGCGCUCUCGUAUCAAGAAGGAGCAACGGGCACGUAAGGGCUCGCUCGCGGCACCGACUGACGAUUCCGACGGCGGAAACCUGUCGGAGGCGUCUACGAAGCGCAAGGGUUUCUUCCGCCUCAACUCCCGGUCGCGAAAGAAGCGCGAUGCUGCUGAGGGGAGCCCUUCGCCGGAGGUGCCGCCCGUCCCGGCUCUUCCGUUCGUCUCGUUGCCGAUCGCGGAGCGGUUCCUGCGCACUCCCACUCCGAGCUCGACGGAUGGAUCCUCGACGGCGAGUACCAUCACGAGCCAACACCUGGCGGCUGAUCAUGAGAGCUUGAUGUCGUACACCUCGACGGAACGCGAAGAGCGCGCGGGAUCCAUGAUCGCGCGCGAGGGCCUCACCAAGGCAUUUCGCGACGCACAGUCUGUGCACCGCCCCAGCAUCGACGUGCUCGCGACGUUCCGCAACCUGGCAACCGUCCCGAACUCGCCCAGUCCGUUGAAGACCAGCACGAGCGUCCCGUCGAUGCACCCGUAUGCUCGUGCCCAGGACACGCCCGACUCUCCUCCGCAGCGAUCGCUGUCCCGCAGGGCAUCUCGCUCGCCCCCACUAGUGAAGGGACCGCGGCCCAUCAUCUCCCCUCCGAACACGGCGAUGCUGUCAGCAAAGCAUGUCCCCACGCCACUCGACCUUCACUCGCCCACCUCUGUGCGUUCGCAUAUCGCUCAACGCGUCCACACCGCCACCGACGGCGAAUACAUCCUCGUCACGCCGACCCAGAACGCGCGCGGCGGAUCGACGUCGCCACCCUUCCAAAGUCCCGCGAGAUCUGCCUCAGUGCGCAGUACCCCGUCUCCCUCUCAUCAAUCGGCCUCCGCGCCGACCAGUCCGCCUCCCGUUCAGUCUCCUCUGCGCCCCCAUGUCCUGGCAUACUAUGGCAUUCCCCCUCCGACGCCUCCUCCUCAGGGACCUCUUCCAGAGCCACCCACGUCUCCUGGCUCUGCCAUACCUCAGGCUAGCCGUUCCACUUCAACAGAACCCAGGAAUGGCUGGCCAUCCCCGGCUGGGUCUGCGCCCUCUCGCGGACUGCCUGUAACUCCCUCAUCUGCAUUGAAACUCGCUCUGAGCUCCCCCAACUCUGUUCCGGCUCCGCCUGCUGGCAAGGCAUUCGUCCCCAUUAUCUCCGAGCCAGUCCCCCGCGCGCAACACGGGCGAGUGUCCCCCUUCCCCGCCUCGCUUGCCCAGCCAAAAGAGGAACGCGGGCGCGUGUCGCCGUUCCCAGUGUCUCCCGUCCGCUCUGUUUCUCCACUCCUGUUUGGAAAGAAAGCCGCUGUGGCCACCGACCUUCGGGAGGAAAACGCCGCUCGCAAUCCAUACAUGAAUAAACCGACGUCUGCUGAUGGCUACGGACCGAACAGCGGCUGGCGCGAUCCAAAGAUGCUGGGUGCCCAGUGGCAGCCGCGCUCCGCGUCCGCACUGGAUGCCCCACGCCCUCGCGCGCUGAACGGCGGGGGCAUCCAGAGGAAGGUCUCCUUCGAGGAUAACGCCUCGCACGACGACCGCGCCUCGGAGCGAGACGUGGACGACGACCUGUCUCACUACGAGCCAGCCGACGGCGAGCGAGUGCAGGAGGAGGACCCCGAGGACGACCAGUCGCACUAUGACGACUCCCGUCCGCCGACCGUGUAUGGCGAUGGGAGCGAGGUCGAGACGUCGAGCGUGUGGAGCCAGUCGGAGAGCCGUAGGAGCUUUUUCGACGAGGAGAAAAGCGCGAGCGCGCGCGCUCAUUUUGUCAGGCAGGUCGAGGCUAUGUACGGCGAAUACACGGUGCCGCCGGUCCCUGCCCUACCCGCGCGAAACUGA
Molecule: messenger RNA, 2496 nt
Organism: Laetiporus sulphureus 93-53
Lineage: Eukaryota; Fungi; Basidiomycota; Agaricomycetes; Polyporales; Laetiporaceae
Exons: 2
Coding region: 1-2496 (831 amino acids)
Source: RefSeq, a predicted model, not a curated record